AUGGUGCUGCCUCCCCCGGACCGGCGCCACGUGUGCCUGACCACGCUGGUGAUCAUGGGCAGCAUGGCGGUCAUGGACGCGUACCUGGUGGAGCAGAACCAGGGCCCGCGCAAGAUAGGCGUGUGCAUCAUCGUGCUGGUGGGCGACGUGUGCUUCCUGCUGGCGCUGCGCUACGUGGCCGUGUGGGUGGGCGCCGAGGUGCGCACGGCCAAGCGCGGCUACGCCAUGGUCCUCUGGUUCCUCUACGUCUUCGUGCUGGAGAUCAAGCUCUACUUCAUCUUCCAAAACUACAAGGCGGCGCGGCGCGGCGCGGCCGACCCGGUGGCGCGCAAGGCGCUGACGCUGCUGCUGUCGGUGUGCGUGCCGGGCCUCUUCCUGCUGCUGGUGGCGCUCGACCGCAUGGAGUACGUGCGCACCUUCCGGAAGCGCGAGGACCUGCGCGGCCGCCUCUUCUGGGUGGCGCUGGACCUGCUGGACCUGCUGGACAUGCAGGCCAGCCUGUGGGAGCCGCCGCGCAGCGGGCUGCCCCUGUGGGCCGAGGGCCUCACCUUCUUCUACUGCUACAUGCUGCUGCUGGUGCUGCCGUGCGUGGCGCUCAGCGAGGUCAGCAUGCAGGGCGAGCACAUCGCGCCGCAGAAGAUGAUGCUCUACCCGGUGCUCAGCCUCGCCACCGUCAACGUGGUGGCCGUGCUGGCGCGCGCCGCCCACAUGGCGCUGUUCCGCGACAGCCGCGUCUCCGCCAUCUUCGUGGGCAAGAACGUGGUGGCGCUGGCCACCAAGGCCUGCACCUUCCUGGAGUACCGGCGCCAGGUGCGCGACUUCCCGCCACCCGCGCUGGCGCUGGAGCUGCAGCCGCCCGCCCCGCAGCGCAACUCGGUGCCGCCGCCCCAGCCGCUGCACGGCCCCCCGGGUCGCCCCCGCGGCCCCUCGCCCACGCGCGAUGCCCUGGACACGUGA
Molecule: messenger RNA, 957 nt
Organism: Budorcas taxicolor (takin)
Lineage: Eukaryota; Metazoa; Chordata; Mammalia; Artiodactyla; Bovidae
Gene: TMEM121
Product: transmembrane protein 121
Exons: 1
Coding region: 1-957 (318 amino acids)
Source: RefSeq, a predicted model, not a curated record